CCAUUGAUCAUCAACCCUCAUUCCUCCAUAGAAAGAAAGAAACAACAGUGAUGGAGACGAAGCACUUCAGCCACCAACACCCCCUAGCUUUCCACCAAGUCCACCAAGGCUCCCAAACCCACUGCUCCGGUUGCAAAUCUCCCGCCACCGGCAACGUCUACGCGUGCUGGCAAUGCAACUACUUCCUCCAUGAGCACUGCUUCCACGCGGCCCGCUCCCUCCGCCACCCCUCUCACCCCCUCCACCCCCUCUCCCUCGUCCCUCUUCCCACCUAUCCAUCCGCCUCCUUCAUCUGCAAUUCCUGCAACCUCCCCGGUGACGGAUUCUCCUAUUGCUGCACCGCCUGUGAUUUCGACAUCCACGUCCACUGCGCCCUAAUCCCUAACCCUAACCCUAAUUCUCACUAUCAUCACCCCCAAAAUCCCUCUACCUAUCCUCCUCCCAAUCCCAUCCAACCUACAACUUAUCCUACUAUGGCAUACCCUCCACCGCCACAGAACUACGCUCCUCCUCCCACCUCAGAUCCGCCUCAUCCGACCUAUAGCACUGUCGUCAACGCCACCACCGCAAAUCCUCCACCUACGGGGUAUCCACAGCCAAAUCCACCGGCACCCGCGGCUGUCGUCAACCCCACGGCCAAUCCUCCACCUACAGGGUAUCCACAGCCAAAUCCACCGGCACCGGCCGCUGUGGUCAACCCCACGGCCAAUCUGGCGAAACCUCCGGCGGCGGCCAUAAUAAAGCACUUCAGCCAUCCGCACGUGCUGAAGCAGAUGGAUAUCGAGGAGAAGAAGGCGAAGGUGUGCUCGGCCUGCGAGUGCGAGCUAAGCGGCAGCGCAUACUGCUGCACGGAGGCCUACUGCACCUUCAACCUCCACAAGGACUGCUUCGACUCACCGCGGGAGGUGAGGCACAAGUCCCACCUGGACCAUCCGCUAACUCUCCUUUCCGCCCCGCCAUACAGCGACGGGUUCACCUGCAACGCGUGCCUCAAGGACGGCAAGGGCUUCGCCUACAACUGCGCCGCCUGCUCGUACGACCUCCACAUCGACUGCGUGCGCUGGCCGGACGCCGUGGCGCGGCCUGACCAUAAGCAUGAGCUCAAGCUCUACUACUCGUCGGCCGCAGGGUCCGGCCAGGAGGCGGCGGCGUUUGAGUGCGAUGUGUGCAGGAAUCCGGUGCAUGAAAUGGCGUGGCUGUACUUGUGCCGGGAGUGUGAUUUCGGGACGCAUCUGGAGUGCGUGGCUUCAGGGAUCAUCCAGCAGCAGGAUACUGCCAAGGAGGAUGAAUUGCUGAGGGAGAUGGAGCUCAAGUUUGCUGUUUUGCAGCUUUUGCUGGGAGCCCAAGCCCAAAGAGGAGCGCCGUCAAUUGUCUAAUUUCAAUGGGCUUGUUUUCUUCGUGUUAUCAUUUUGUAAUUUGAUCAUCACAAUAACUGUGUAUUCCAUACUAUUGUCCAAUACCAGGACUAAAAGUCCAAUUGAAAUUCGAAGUCUUUUUUGAAAAAUAAAUUUGUCUCAUUU
Messenger RNA from Salvia splendens (bonfire salvia), 1520 nucleotides. RefSeq lists its product as uncharacterized. The coding region runs from base 51 to 1376 and encodes 441 amino acids. The transcript has a single exon. The record is from RefSeq and is a predicted model, not a curated record. NCBI's taxonomy places the organism in Eukaryota, Viridiplantae, Streptophyta, Magnoliopsida, Lamiales, Lamiaceae.